Messenger RNA from Pediculus humanus corporis (human body louse), 1122 nucleotides. RefSeq names its product mitochondrial carrier protein, putative. The record is from RefSeq and is a predicted model, not a curated record. Gene Ontology annotation, biological process: mitochondrial transmembrane transport. NCBI's taxonomy places the organism in Eukaryota, Metazoa, Arthropoda, Insecta, Psocodea, Pediculidae. The transcript has 6 exons. The coding region runs from base 1 to 1122 and encodes 373 amino acids.
AUGGAUUUGCAGGACGACACUCGGUUUCGAAUAACACCGGUACAACAAAUGGCAGCAGCUUGUUCUGGAGCUUUAAUAACUUCACUGAUAGUCACACCAUUAGAUGUAGUUAAAAUUAGACUUCAAGCUCAACAAAAAUCUGUGGAAAGUAAAUGUUUCUUGUAUUGUAAUGGUUUAAUGGAUCAUUUGUGUCCAUGUUUUUCUGAUAAUGGAACUGGAAAUCCACCGAAUCCUCAAUGUCACCUCUCACCGAAUUGGUAUCAGAGACCUGGAAAAUUUUCUGGAACUUUAGAUGCUUUCGUCAAAAUUACCAAAACUGAGGGUUUAGUAUCGUUAUGGAGUGGAUUAAGUCCGACAUUAGUUUUAGCUAUUCCAUCUACGGUUGUUUAUUUUGUAACAUAUGAACAGUUAAGAGUUAAAAUGAAUGAUUUAAUGGGAACUAGUGCCUGUAUAAAUUCUGCAAAUUCUUCAGAUAAAGCACAACCAUUUUGGAUACCCUUACUGGCUGGAGCUACUGCUAGAAUUUGGUCUGCUAGUUUAGUUAGUCCUUUGGAAUUAGUUAGAACGAAAAUGCAAUCUAAAAGAUUAAGUUAUUUAGAAAUAGGACAAGCUUUAAAAAGUCUUUUACAAUAUCAUGGAGUUACAGGUUUAUGGAAGGGAUUAGGAUCAACUUUGUUAAGAGACGUUCCAUUUUCAGCAAUUUAUUGGGUUCAUUAUGAAUGGUUCAAAUCUAAAUUUAUACCAUUAAAUGAAGUUCAAGCUCCAAAUGUAGCAUUUAGUUUUCUAGGUGGUGCUUUAUCUGGAUGUGUAGCGGCUUUUAUUACGACACCAUUUGAUGUUGCCAAAACUCAUCAACAAAUUGAAUUAGGUGAAAUGGAAAUUUACAGAGGUAAAUGUAAAAAUCCUCCAGGAAAAAUAAAAUCGACAACAUAUUCAAUAUUGAAAAAAAUUUAUUCUCAAAAUGGUUUUUCUGGAAUUUUUGCUGGAUUAACGCCUCGAUUAGUUAAAGUGGCUCCGGCUUGUGCUAUAAUGGUAUCAACAUUCGAAUAUGGAAAAUCAUUUUUUGAACGGCGAAAUAAAAAAAUUUUUGAUUGUAAACAAUCAAAUUCUAAUAAAAAAUGA